This is a messenger RNA of Marchantia polymorpha subsp. ruderalis, 2071 nucleotides long. Lineage: Eukaryota; Viridiplantae; Streptophyta; Marchantiopsida; Marchantiales; Marchantiaceae. The record is from the annotation of a GenBank genome assembly.
GCGGUCCGUAUCCGCGACGACAGGACGACGAAAGUACGCACGGUCCUUACGAUCGCACCACGAAAUAAUCUAGACAGUCCCAGCUCUGGAGGAGGAGGAGGAGGAGGACAGAGGCCCAGUGGACAUCGCACGGGGAGAGGCGAGGCUAUAAGAUGGCAGACAGAAGUGCGUCCGAGAGUGUUCCUCGGCAGGUUUCUUCUGAGGGCGACGAGGACGAGGCGCGAGAAGAGAUGGAGAAGCGCGAGCCCGCGAGCGUGGCGCUGCUGCCGAGGAUCGACGAGCGAAGGCAGGCGUCGCUGGGGCGAAGCGAGAGCGAGUCUGCAGCUGGCGACGGCGGCGUGGGGUCGUACGGGUCGGUGAUGAAGCGCUGCGUGGUGCCCUUCUUUCUGCUGCUGCUGGUGGUCGGGUUCGUGAGCUACACGGCGGGGCAGAAGCAGAAGCGCGGCCCCGAGGAUUGGGGCCCCGGCAGGCCUUUGCGGAAAUUGAGCAGGCCCUCGGUGAUUUUGAUCUCGGCCGACGGGUUUCGCUGGACAUACAAUUUCAAGCUUCCCACUCCCAACAUCGAGCGCCUGCGCACGAAUGGCACGGAAGCCGUCACGGGAUUGAUUCCCGUGUUCCCUUCGCUGACUUUCCCCAAUCACUACUCCAUAGUCACGGGGCUGUACCCCGCUUGGCAUGGCGUGAUUGCCAACAGCUUCAGCGAUCCCGAGUUCGAGGAUCCCAUAGGGUUUUAUCAGGGCAACAUCGACCCCAAGUGGUGGGGAGGCGAGCCCAUUUGGGUCACGGCCACGAAGAAUGGCUUGCAGGCUGCGACUUACUUCUGGCCGGGGUCCGAGGUUCCCAAUGGCCCGUGGACCUGUCCGCCCGACUUCUGUCAGCAUUACAACAAGACGGUGCCUUACGAGGAUAGGGUUGAUACGGUGCUGAGCUACAUGGAUCUGCCGACGGACAAAAUUCCGAGCUUCAUCAGUCUGUACUUCGAGUCUCCCGAUCACGAAGGCCAUCAAACCGGCCCGGACUCGCCGGAGGUUGCGGCCGCCGUGGGCAGAAUCGACUCUCUGAUCGGGCGUUUGAUCGAUGGGUUGGAGGCGAGGGGCCUGAUGGAGGAUGUGACCAUCAUUUUGGUCGGUGACCAUGGAAUGGCGGCCAACUGCGACUCCAAGAUGAUUUACUUGGAGGACAUGGAGCUCGGUCACGAGCUGAAUUUCGAGUGGGUUGAUGCCUACGGAGCUCUGCUGUCAAUCCGCCCUCCUCCUGAUGUGGACGCCAAGGCGUUGUAUGAGAAAAUGGCCAAGGCCAUGGCUUCCGGCAAAGUCCCGAACAGCGAAUUCUUGAACCUUUAUUUGAAGGAGGAUCUGCCCGAGAGAUUGCACUACUCUGCCAACGAGAGAAUUCAACCGAUUAUUGGAAUGCCAGCUGAAGGCUACAAAGUCGGCCUCACUAGGUACAGUGUCUGUGGAGCGGAGUGUGGAGGGCAGCAUGGGUACGACAACCAGCUUCUGUCCAUGAGAACCGUCUUCAUAGCCCACGGGCCGCAAUUUGCCAGGGGUCGCACGGUUCCCUCCUUCAUCAACGUGGAGAUUUACAACAUUCUGUCAUCCAUUCUGGAGCUCAAAUCCCCCGCUGCCAAUAAUGGUUCAUCGCGUUUCGCAUCCUCUGUACUCCUUCCCUCGACCGAUUGAUGGAGGUGGGCAAAUCUGUCAUCCCCUUGCAUACAGUUUUGAAUUACCGCUUUGUACAUAGACGGCAUACAUCUCAUACAGGUGAGCGCAGCACACGCUAUCACGCGGCUGAUAUCGAUUUCCUCCAGCAGACUUUGGGCCAGGUAGAGCUGGGUCGAAAUGUAGGAUUUGAUUUGGUAGCCGGAAAUAAGAAAAUUCCCAGACAUUUUGUCCAUCGUCCGGAUUUGGUCGGAGGGAGAAGAACAGAGUAAUCAUGUAUUAUGCCUGCCCAGAAUAGUGGAGAUAGAGAACUACGAUUGUUCACAGACACUGGACCCUCUGCCGUGUAACACUUGUGGGCCACUAUCUAUACGAAGUAUUGUGAAGUAUCCGCUGAAGACGGAUUCGUU